Messenger RNA from Enhydra lutris kenyoni (northern sea otter), 5675 nucleotides. Its product is annotated as multiple EGF like domains 10. Gene Ontology annotation, cellular component: membrane. Gene Ontology annotation, molecular function: protein binding. The record is from RefSeq and is a predicted model, not a curated record. Bases 13 to 3423 code for a protein of 1136 amino acids. The transcript has 24 exons. Lineage: Eukaryota; Metazoa; Chordata; Mammalia; Carnivora; Mustelidae.
UCUUCCCCCAAAAUGGUUAUUUCUUUGAACCCAUGCCUGAGCUUUAUCUGUUUCUCGUUAUGCCUCUGGAGCAGGACAGCAUCAUCACUGAAUCUUGAAGACCCUAAUGUGUGCAGCCACUGGGAAAGCUACUCAGUGACUGUGCAAGAGUCCUACCCACAUCCCUUUGAUCAGAUCUACUACACUAGCUGCACUGACAUUCUGAACUGGUUUAAAUGCACACGGCACAGAAUCAGUUAUCGGACAGCCUAUCGGCAUGGGGAGAAGACUAUGUAUAGGCGCAAAUCCCAGUGUUGUCCUGGAUUUUAUGAAAGCAGGGAAAUGUGUGUCCCCCACUGUGCUGAUAAAUGUGUCCACGGUCGCUGCAUUGCUCCAAACACCUGUCAGUGUGAGCCUGGCUGGGGUGGGACCAACUGCUCCAGUGCCUGUGACGGUGAUCACUGGGGGCCCCACUGCAGCAGCCGGUGCCAGUGCAAAAACGGGGCUCUGUGCAACCCUAUCACAGGGGCUUGCCACUGCGCAGCAGGCUUCCGGGGCUGGCGUUGCGAGGACCGCUGUGAGCAGGGCACCUACGGUAAUGACUGUCACCAGAGAUGCCAGUGUCAGAAUGGCGCCACCUGCGACCACGUCACAGGGGAAUGCCGCUGCCCACCCGGGUACACUGGAGCCUUCUGUGAGGAUCUUUGUCCCCCUGGCAAGCAUGGUCCACAGUGUGAGCAAAGAUGCCCCUGCCAAAAUGGAGGAGUUUGUCAUCAUGUCACUGGAGAAUGCUCUUGUCCUUCUGGCUGGCUGGGCACAGUGUGUGGUCAGCCUUGCCCAGAGGGUCGCUUCGGAAAGAACUGUUCACAAGAAUGUCAGUGCCAUAAUGGAGGGACGUGUGAUGCUGCCACAGGCCAAUGUCAUUGCAGUCCAGGAUACAUAGGGGAACGGUGCCAGGACGAGUGUCCCGUUGGCACAUACGGAGUUCGCUGUGCUGAGACCUGCCAGUGUGUCAACGGAGGGCAAUGCUAUCACGUGAGCGGCUCGUGCCUCUGCGAAGCAGGCUUUGCUGGUGAGCGCUGUGAGGCACGCCUGUGCCCCGAAGGGCUCUACGGCAUCAAAUGUGACAAGCGGUGUCCCUGCCACUUGGACCACACUCACAGCUGUCACCCCAUGUCUGGAGAGUGUGCCUGCAAGCCGGGCUGGUCAGGACUCUACUGCAAUGAGACCUGUUCUCCUGGAUUCUUCGGGGAAGCUUGCCAGCAGAUCUGCAACUGCCAAAACGGGGCUGACUGUGACAGUGUGACCGGGAAGUGCACCUGUGCCCCGGGAUUCAAAGGCAUUGACUGCUCUAUCCCAUGCCCACUGGGGACCUACGGAAUAAACUGUUCCUCUCUCUGUGGCUGUAAGAACGAUGCUUUCUGCUCACCUGUAGAUGGGUCUUGUACUUGCAAGGCAGGCUGGCAUGGUGUGGACUGCUCCAUCAGCUGUCCCAGCGGCACUUGGGGCUUUAGCUGUAACCUGACCUGCCAGUGCCUCAACGGGGGAGCCUGUAACACCCAAGAUGGGACCUGCACGUGUGCACCUGGUUGGCGUGGGGAGAAGUGUGAGCUCCCCUGCCAGGAUGGCACGUAUGGGCUGAACUGUGCAGAGCGCUGUGACUGUAGCCAUGCAGAUGGCUGUCACUCCACGACGGGCCACUGCCGCUGCCUCCCCGGAUGGUCAGGUGUCCACUGUGACAGCGUGUGUGCUGAGGGGCGCUGGGGCCCCAACUGCUCUCUGCCUUGCUACUGUAAAAAUGGGGCUUCGUGCUCCCCAGACGACGGCAUCUGUGAGUGUGCGCCGGGGUUCCGAGGCACCACUUGUCAGAGAAUCUGUUCCCCUGGUUUCUAUGGGCAUCGCUGCAGCCAAACAUGCCCACAGUGUGUGCACAGCAGUGGGCCAUGCCACCACAUCACGGGCCUCUGUGACUGCCUGCCUGGCUUCACAGGUGCCCUCUGCAAUGAAGUGUGUCCCAGUGGCAGAUUUGGGAAAAACUGUGCUGGAGUUUGUACCUGUACCAACAACGGAACCUGUAACCCCAUUGACCGAUCUUGUCAGUGUUACCCAGGUUGGAUUGGCAGUGACUGCUCUCAACCUUGUCCACCUGCACACUGGGGCCCAAACUGCAUCCACACGUGCAACUGCCACAACGGGGCCUUCUGCAGCGCCUAUGACGGCGAAUGUAAAUGCACGCCUGGCUGGACAGGUCUCUACUGCACCCAGAGAUGUCCUCUGGGGUUCUAUGGAAAGGACUGUGCAUUGAUAUGCCAGUGUCAAAAUGGCGCUGACUGUGACCACAUCUCCGGGCAGUGUACGUGCCGCACUGGCUUCAUGGGGAAGCACUGUGAACAGAAGUGCCCUGCAGGAACGUAUGGCUACGGCUGUCGCCAGAUAUGUGACUGUCUGAACAACUCCACCUGUGACCACAUCACUGGCACCUGUUACUGCAGCCCAGGCUGGAAGGGGGCACGAUGUGAUCAAGCCAGUGUCAUCAUAGUUGGAAACCUGAACAGCCUAAGCAGGACAAGUACGGCUCUUCCUGCUGACUCCUACCAGAUCGGGGCCAUCGUGGGCAUCAUCAUUCUUGUGCUGGUGGUGCUCUUCCUGCUGGCCUUGUUCAUUAUUUAUAGACAGAAGCAGAAGGGAAAGGAAUCGAGCAUGCCAGCAGUUACCUACACCCCUGCUCUGAGGGUCAUGAAUGCAGACUAUGCCAUUUCAGAAACCCUUCCCCACAGCAAUGGGGGAAGCGCCAACAGUCAUUACUUCACCAACCCCAGUUACCACACGCUUACACAGUGCGCCACAUCCCCUCAUGUCAACAACAGGGACAGGAUGACCAUCGCUAAGUCGAAGAACAAUCAGUUGUUUGUAAAUCUGAAAAAUGUGAAUCCUGGGAAGAGAGGCCCAGUGGCGGACUGCACAGGAACACUGCCAGCAGACUGGAAACAUGGCGGCUACCUCAAUGAGCUUGGAGCUUUUGGACUUGACAGAAGCUAUAUGGGAAAAUCCUUGAAAGAUCUGGGAAAAAAUUCUGAAUAUAAUUCAAGUAACUGCUCCCUAAGCAGUUCUGAAAACCCAUAUGCCACUAUUAAAGACCCACCUGUACUUAUCCCCAAAAACUCAGAGUGUGGCUAUGUGGAGAUGAAGUCACCAGCACGGAGAGAUUCCCCCUAUGCAGAGAUCAAUAACUCAACUUCAGCCAACAAGAAUGUCUAUGAAGUUGAACCUACAGUGAGUGUUGUCCAAGGAAUAUUCAGCAAUAAUGGGCAUCUCACCCAGGAUCCAUACGACCUCCCAAAGAACAGUCACAUCCCUUGCCAUUAUGACCUGCUGCCAGUCCGAGACAGUUCACCCUCCCCCAAGCGAGAGGAUGGCGGCAGCGGCGGCAGCGGCAGUGAAUGACACCAAAGGACUGCUUGGUAGCCGCUGAAACAGUUUCCAGAACUGCAGUUCAGUUCUUCUCCAUCUCAAGUUUGCCACCUUAGGUGAAUGUUAAUCUACUUGGUAGGCAACUGUUGGACAUGAACCAGAAAGCUCAAAGCUAAGGCUGACUGACCGUAGGUCCACCUUGUCCGGGUGGCUCGGAAGGAGAGAUCAAUGUGACUUCCUAUUCUUCUAAGCAUUAGAACUGCACUCGUGAAGCAUGACUUCCUAUAAAAUUUGGGCUGAAAGCAUGACUGCGCGGAGGUCUUUGGGAGGGAGUCAUGGGGUACGGUGGCUGUUGGCAUUAUGGCUUGAACAAUUAAAAUUUAAAUAUUUUCUUUCUCAUUUGCAUUGCAGACCUGUACCAAGGAUUGUGCAGUUAUCAUAAAAUCUAGUGUGAAUCACUAAACAUGUAGAAGAGAAGGGGCAUAGUAUUGAGUCCUUAUGUUUAUUUUUUUCAGCUGGACUCAGACUUAUAGAGAUAAUAUGAACCCAGGAAGAAAUGUUCUGUCAAGUGGCAUCCCUGGAGAGACUUUGAGUAAACUCUAGAAUUGGUUAGCCCAUUUAAAUAUGAAAACUUUAGACUUUUUUUUUAGGAUGAAGAAAUGAAAAAUUAGACUUAUUUUAGAAGUAGUAGAAUUAUUUCAGGAAUCAGUAUACAGGUGUGGUUGGCAGAGGGUUAUCUACUUGGACCCUUGGCCUACUUUUGAUCCAUGAUGUCAUUCUGAUUGUUGUCCCUACCAUACAUAUUCACCACUGAAGGUCCAUAACAUAUCAAUAAUUAUUUCAUAAAUACUGAAAUGAAAUAGUUUUAUUUUUGACAGACCGGAUUAAACGAGUCUAUAAUGAUUGGAAAAGGUUGUAAAUUUUAAGUGUAAGAAGAUGCUUUGGUUUUGUAAACCAUUAGUAACACAUGCUGUAAUAUAGAAUUAGCAGAAAGUUUUGAUUAACUUUUCCCUAGAAGUGACCAGAAUAUUUUUGUGCAUAUUUGAGAAAAGGGCACUUUCCUUUUAUUAAUUGUUGAUUUAGAGAAACUAUGCUUAAGCUGGUCUUUUGCAUUGCUAAUAUGACGUGUACCCCAUUUUUCAUUAAUUUGUAUUUCUGUUUUUAAGUUGUAUAUUCUAUGUUUUGUAGUGCUUGGAUUGUUAAUGAAAAAAAUUAUAUUAUAUGUUCAUUGUUUCUUGUAUUAUUGUCACUUAUCUUUUUUGCUUGAUAAAAUGCAUUGUCCUUUUUUUUCUUUUAGAGGGAGGAGAUGAAAAUACAUAAAUCAAAUCUAUUAAAAUUGGUCAUUACUAAAAUUGCAAAGUAACCGUGGGUGAGUGGCUUAUAAUCGAAAUAGAGAAGCUUUUUAAUAUUAAUGGAGCUCCUUUUGGUCUGUGGGUUCCGAGUCUUGGUUAAGCCAGGGGGUAGGAGAGUGAGGAGCUGUUCAUUAUGGAAUGAGUACCACAGACUGGUCUUACCGAAGACCUUCGUUGAGAGGAUCACACAAUUGAUCUUCCAAACUGGGACACUUAUGAGUGUGAAUGAGGGCAUUAUGAAUAUUUAACCCACUGUUGGCGUAAAUCUGGACUGUCCCAAGCAAACCAGAAUGGAUGCUCAUCCUUUGCACACCUGUCAUGCACUAACAUUUUUCAUUUCAAGGUAGUUGUCUGAAGAGAAUGCCAACAUGAUGCAAGAAAGCUGGUUUCUCCUUGACCUACCUGAGCGAGCAGAAGGUCUGAAAAGCUGCAUGAGGAAGCAACUUCAUGAGAGGAAACAGUGGCUGUAAAUCUUUAUAAAGACAUGAAACCCUAUGUGGUGUCUUAGUGAGUCAGUUGACAAAUAUGUAUUGUCCAUGCAUUCUAGGCAUUGUCCCUGCCAGUUAUCAAGUUUUGGUAUCCAGUGAGUUCAUAUCACAUACCUGACCCUGUGAUGGUGGUUUGGUCAGGGAGAUGAUACACACCUUGGACAUUCACUCCUUUAAUGGCUGUUUCUUGUCAAGAGCCCCAAAGUUAAUUCAAGGACAUCUUGAAUUUCCUGGAACAUGCCUUAGAAAUUGGUUCAAUAGUUACCCUUCGGCUGACCGUUGGCUCUAGGGAGUGGGUAGGCAUUUAACUGAGACACUUGUGGGUCAAUAGCCACGAAAAGUCCUUUCUGGUAAGAAAAAAAUCUUUCCCCCUUCUUGUUUAAGAAGCAUCUCUUCAUUGCUCCACAAUACAUUUGAGUUUCCCCAUAAUGACCUCAAUAUAGUU